Darwinula stevensoni is the source of this 336-nucleotide messenger RNA. The record is from the annotation of a GenBank genome assembly. NCBI's taxonomy places the organism in Eukaryota, Metazoa, Arthropoda, Ostracoda, Podocopida, Darwinulidae.
AUGAAUGAAAUCUCACGCUUGAAUCUCAAACAGAAAAAUUGGCGAAGGGAAAUCUGGAUUGCCGACAGACAGAAACGGGGGACGGAAUACGUGGGGACGAUGAGAAAGACUGAAACCAGAAAGAACUGUCUCCGGUGGGAUUCCCAACCAUAUGGAAAGCUGGAUGACUUCAACCCAGAUUUAACUUACGAGGAACACUUCCAACGGAACGAUCCCUCGACGGAAGAGAACUUCUGCCGGAACCCGACAUCCAAGGAACGACCCUGGUGCUUCGUCGACGGCGCAGAGAAGAAAUGGGAAUUCUGCGACAUCCCCCUCUGCCCCAAUCACCCCUAA